GAUAUAAUAUGUAUAUGUGCAGAAACAAUGUUAAAUUUAAAAAAUAAUUUAAUUGCGCUAUUUAGCGAUAUCGUGUAAGAGGAUUUGCUAAGCAAGAACCCUGACAUUGCAUCAAAACAAAAACACAAAAACGAAAAACAGCUGUUUGGUAAUACAAUUUGCGAUAAAGGAAAAAAUGUUAAGGUUAACGUAACAUAAUUACAAAAAAAGUUGUUUUCGAAAUGAGUAAUUUAUUAAAUAUAACGGUCAAUGCCACAAAAAAUAUAUUUCGUUCAAACACCACUUGCCGUCUACUUCAUCGCACGCCACAUUAUAUAAUUAAGCCAACAGUUACUCCAAAAUCGAGGCUUCAGCUUAACAAAGUGCCAGUACGUAACCACUCUUCACCGGCCUUCGAUGUCAACACAAACGUUACCAAAGAUGUGAUACUUUUCAAAUAUGAAAAUCCCAGAUACUAUAAAGUAUUAAAUAUAUUUGGCUUGUGUCAAUUUGCGUUCUGGACAUAUCUGUCGCAUUUUGCGUUUACCACACUGAUAGAUGCGCCAGUGAAGGGCAUACCUGAAGAAGAAUUAAAAUGGUACCAAAAAAUUAAUUUGGGAGAGAACAAAUAUCGUAAUGGCAUUACAACAUUCUGUUUCCUUAUAGGCUAUGGCAUCCUAUGUGCAACCUGGUUGUUCACAUUGCGUUCAGUGCGCUAUUUAAUACUUCGUAAAGGUGGUAAAGAUGUUGCAUUUGUUACUUAUGGUCCAUUUAACAAAAAUCGAAUAAUGACCGUGCCAUUAAAAUUUGUAUCUGCACAAGAAUCGCGUGAAACUGCGCGCAGUCAACUGCCUAUUAAAGUUAAGAAUCGUACACUGUAUUAUGUGCUUGAUAUGCGUGGAGAAUUUAAAAAUCCUCAAUUGUUCGAUUUUACUGCAGGAUUAAGGCGGCGUAUUGAUUGAAAUUAAACUUGGAAUCAUAUCAGUAAACUGGUUCUCGCUGCUGUGUGAUUAGUAAACCAAAACGUUUUUUGAUCGUCAAACGUUGACGGGAGUAUUUAUCUUC
Ceratitis capitata (Mediterranean fruit fly) is the source of this 1044-nucleotide messenger RNA. RefSeq names its product transmembrane protein 223. The record is from RefSeq and is a predicted model, not a curated record. Bases 222 to 941 code for a protein of 239 amino acids. Lineage: Eukaryota; Metazoa; Arthropoda; Insecta; Diptera; Tephritidae. Gene Ontology annotation, biological process: nervous system development. Gene Ontology annotation, cellular component: mitochondrion. The transcript has 3 exons.